Lampris incognitus (smalleye Pacific opah) is the source of this 4752-nucleotide messenger RNA. RefSeq lists its product as uncharacterized. The record is from RefSeq and is a predicted model, not a curated record. NCBI's taxonomy places the organism in Eukaryota, Metazoa, Chordata, Actinopteri, Lampriformes, Lampridae. The transcript is spliced from 2 exons. Gene Ontology annotation, molecular function: RNA polymerase II cis-regulatory region sequence-specific DNA binding; DNA-binding transcription factor activity, RNA polymerase II-specific. Gene Ontology annotation, biological process: regulation of transcription by RNA polymerase II. Bases 379 to 1137 code for a protein of 252 amino acids.
UGUUGCUCUGAAUCUAUACCGGGGGCCGUCCGUCGGUGUGACCGGCUUUCCAGAGUCAGACACAAUGAGCCGUCAGACGAUGUGAGCCACGCACGUUGGUCUGGAGGCUUUAUUAACGCGGUUUUAGCAUUUUUCAGUGUUUCGCUUUAUGUCUGGUAUCGUUCGUUAUUUUACAACCACGGGACUCGGCGCGCUCUAUGGCGGUAAACGAAUAGCAACAGAACGUUUAGUUCGUCGAGUUUGGUGAAAUAAAAAAAACGAGGUCGAAAUCCGAUUUAGCCCCUCCUCACGACUCCAACAAGGCGGAUUUUCUUUUUUUUCUCUUUCUUUUCCUUUUUUUCCCGCAAGAUAAAAGCGAGUAGUUUACAAUCGGCCGUGAUGUCGAUGGCUGCCUAUUCCGACUAUUUUGCCGCUGAAUGUCUGGUGUCGAUAUCGAGCGGUCCGGUGCUGCACCGACCCACCCCGGUGGCCCCCACCAGCCAGCCUCCUCCGUUGGGCCUGGCUCCCGGAGAGCCCGACGGGUCGAGUGAGGACAGGGAGGUCCGGGAGACGCUCAGACUGGAGGGGACCAACAUGAUGACGGUGGCUGGCAUCCUCACGGACCUCCACGGAAAGUUCCGGCCCAUGUCGGCCUACUCGGAAAGCAGCAACUCGUCGUGCGGGGAGAGCGGUUACACCACGUUGUCUGACUCCACCACCACCCCUACCAUGACCCCCUCGGCCACCCCGGUGCCUGGACAACAACAGCAGUGGGGAGUGGGAGGUGCGCCGCGAUCCCCGGUGAAACGGCACCAAUGCACUUUCGACGGAUGCGACAGAGUUUAUGGGAAAUCGUCCCAUUUGAAGGCGCACAUCCGAACCCACACAGGUGAGAGGCCAUUUCCAUGCACCUGGCCCGACUGUGAGAAGAAGUUUGCUCGAUCUGAUGAGCUUGCACGUCACACCCGCACCCACACAGGGGAAAAACGCUUCCUCUGUCCUCUGUGUGACAAGCGCUUCAUGCGCAGUGAUCACCUGAUCAAGCACGCCCGCCGUCAUCCCGACUUCCAACCCUCCAUGUUGGGGCGCAACAAGGGUGCAAACCCCACCUCUGCUCCAAAGCAGGGCAACACCUCCAGCCCAACUGUAGGACAAUAGAGUGCCAGGGCCUUCCCGGGGUCAUCGGCAGCACAAAUGGUCCUAAGGAGUGGUUUAAAGUAACCAGCUACAAUCAGAUCUUCUGGCCAGGACUCGGCAUCACUGUUUUUGUAUUCACAUCUGUGCACCUAAAAACAUACUCAAGCAGAUAUACAUGGACCUGGAUAAAAUGUAAUGUUGGAGUAGCUUCAUCUCCAUCCACACAGAUGAAUUAAGUGACCACUACCUGCUAACUCAGUACAACCGGAUUUUCUCAGAACUACAAAACACACACAUUGCAGGGAUUCUUACUUUUUUUGUGUAAGUCUGCACAUGCAUCAGCCAAAUCUUUUCUCAUUGUGUUUUUAUAGGUCAAUUUUUGUGCUCCUACAGUGCCCUGUAGGCCUUUUUAUUAGUACAUUUUUUUGGAUGUUAGAUAGUGCAGCGGAGAAUGACUAGAAGCUUUUUUGCUUUAUUUUUAAGCUUUGCCGAUUCCAUAUUCUAAUCAUUUAGUCGACACAUUCCAUGUUUUGUGUUGAGGUUUUUGUUUUUUGUUUUGCGGUUUCCUUAACUUCAAAUUAGUAAUCAUUGAGGCCAGGUCUUCCAUUUUUUUACUAUAUAUCAAGUGUCACUGAUUUAAAUGCAGAUCACACUUUAAUGUUAUUAAAGAGUCGGUCAAACUUCAAUUUAGAAAAGAAGUUUGCACGUCAAGCUCAUGGUAGUAUUAUUUCUAAUACUGAUGCAAAUGUAUAUAAGCUUUAAGCUUUUAAUGUAGAUGAUUCUUAACGCUACUAGCAGAAGUAAUACGUGAUGAAUUGUAGUCCUUAUAUUAAGAGUGACAGUAUACGCUUGAUAGGAUGGCACUGCUUGUGAGUUUUUGUGUGUAUGUGUCUUACCCUUUCUUUAGGAACAGAACUUGGCAAAAGUGUAUGUGAUGGUCUCCGAUAUUUGCAGGAAAAUAGGUCACGUGGGGUGAGCCAUCCAUGUGCCUGCCGUGCACAUGGAUGGCUUAAAAAACUGCUUGCUGUCAACUUGCAUCACAGAUGUAGAGCCGCGAGUUUCAGAAUCGGGUGAACAUAUGUCCAAUUGUUUCUUUACACCAUUUUUUUUUUGGUACCAAAUAAAUUAGAACCCUACGUGUGAUUUUUUUUUUUAAAUUAUUUUUGACAAUGGAUGAGCAGCAAGGUAUAUCAGCCCACUGCAGUCUGCUUCUUCCUAGGUGUGGUGUCUUUUGGUAGUGCUGAGUAUUGGAAAAAAUGAAACCAAUCAGGGCAGUGCUCUUAUUUUUUUUUUCUGUGUCUCAAUUGUAGGCAUAUCAAGAGUAUUUGUAAUGCCCGCUAUUAGAUAAUUGCCAUUAUGGCAUUUCUUAUUUACAGGUGUAGGAACAUUUCUAUUGAGAAAGUAAAAUGAAUUCUGUCUAGUUUUAUCUAGAAAAGCAAGUGCUCAAUGCUAUGAACAAAAACACCUUGGAAAUUUGAUUUGAUUCUAUGUGUGAGCUGAAACUAUGCUAACACUGGUGUCAAAUUUAAGUGUCAAAACUUCCACUGGUUUCUUGCAACCAUAAACUCAAGAGGUGUGUGUAUUAAGGAAGUGUCCCUCAGAAAAUGAAAAAAAAAAUCUCAUGCAAGUUUACAUAUAUUCAAGCAAGCCUCAAGUAACUCCGAUUUCAAAAACUUAUGUAAGUCCAUAUAAUGUCCAAGUGUGGUUGUAGAGGGGUUGAUUUUUUUUUAUAUAUAUACUGUUUCCAUUGUUUGUCCAAUAAGUGGACAUAUGGUUCUUUAUCUCAGUGAACAACACUUCAGGAAACUCAGAAAGCCUUAAACUAUGUCAUAACUACUUGUUUACAGUUUGAUCAUUUUACAGGUAUAUGGCCUUUUGUAGGCUAAUUAAAUACUCAUAUGCAAAAUGGCACUUUUUAAUUACAGGUGUUUUAAAAUUAUAUUUGGCUAAAUAGUGAGAUAGCUUGCACUGUUACUAUGCUUCUGAAAGCAAGCACUGUGGGAUUUUGAUAAGGUAUAUCAUUAACCAAUGGUUUGUAAAACUGCCUUUGUCCAAGUGCAUUAGGAAUUGUGUUUGUUCUUUCAUAUGCUUAUUCUAAGUCAUUUAGGCCAUCUUUUAAUUUGUUGCUGUAGUACUUUGUGUCCUACUAUGAGAGGUUUUUUUGUAUUCAAAUGGAACAGCUCUCAUCUCUGUUAAAUUUGUUUCCUCCACGGGAAAAACUGAUUUGAGUGAUUCACCGUCUUCCUCUUUUAUAUUCUAAAACCAACAGACUUCGUCGAUUUUUCACCUGUCAUUUUGCUCCAUCUCUCGAUCACUGUUAACCCGAUGGGGGAGUGUUUGUUGUAAUGACUGCAAUGCUGUGGAAUUUGUACACAUUUUUCUUCAAAUGUUGGAUCUGUUGACAGUUUUUGGUUGCUGCUGGCAGGAACCUUAAACACAUGGACUAUGCGGCUUCAACACAACACAAUACAAGGACAGAAAAACAUAUUUGCUACAUUUUCAAAUGAAAAUAUCUCCUUACAUCUCAUUUUGCAGAUGGAAGUGUUUCCUCACACUGACCCUUUCGGGGUCUCUUAUCAGAGUUAUAGUUUCACAAACAAUAACACUUUACCUCGUUUACUUUUUUGGGAGGUUAUUUUUUUCUUCUCUCUGUUGGCAGUCAGAGUUGCAGCGGUGUCUGUCGAAAAUCCAUCCAGCCCCUCAAUGGGUGAAGACUCUCAAGCCAUGCGAGUCUUUUUCUUCUUCCCCCAAUGAAAUCUACACCUCCAACUUUUUCUGAUAUAUGCUUUUCUUGAGUUCUUGAGUUUGUACUAACUGUUAAUGGCUUUUUAUAUGCCAGUGGGCCUUUUUUUCCCCAUCCCUCCUAUUUAAACAUUAUGUAGCACCACUACUACCUGUGUAGAAACAGUCGGACCACAUUUUUGGUCUGUCCUACAAUGAGCUCCUUUUGUAAGUAGACCGCAGUCAUCAAAGAUGUGGCUAGUGCAAAUUAAUCUAUGGGGUAGAUGCUGUGGUAACAACCCUUUUUAAAUGCUACACCCCAUCAGGGAAUGCUAUACUCGUAACAAAAAUGGACAUCCGUCGGCUCUUGAUUCGCGUCAUACAUCAAUAGAAAAACCCCAGUCCAAAAGAAUGACAAAAUCUGGCUCAAAUGACAUACCGGCGUUAUUUGAAAAUGAUGUAAUUCUUAUGCACUUUAGAAAAACCCUGAGAAAGUAUCAAAUCCUUUCUCUUGUCACUGAUAAUUCAGACCUUUUUUCUUGGUGCCUAAUUUUUACAUUGAUAAUAAUAAUGUAAUUUUUUUUUAAAUUCUUGUCAAAGCUUUAGUUAAAAGUCAAAAGGGGGAACUGUGGAACUGAAUUAAUACUUGCUUCAACAUGCUGUUUUGAUAUUUAUAUUCUCAGGUGUCUUAAAUUUGGAGCAUUGGGAUUUCAAUAUUUCCUGUGUAACACCGAAGUACAAGCAUGUCUCAUUUCUGUUAUUAUGCUGAUUGCUGAUUAAUUUAUUUCAAGUUAUCAUUUGUGUGGUUUGAUUUUUUUUCAUAACUCCAUUAUUUUGUGAUAUGGAACACAACUAAUGUUAAGUAGUUCCAUCGUUUGCUUGAUAUGAAUCUACCAGUGCUUUUUAAUAAAAUAA